Brienomyrus brachyistius is the source of this 4002-nucleotide messenger RNA. RefSeq names its product LIM domain-binding protein 1-like. The transcript is spliced from 11 exons. Lineage: Eukaryota; Metazoa; Chordata; Actinopteri; Osteoglossiformes; Mormyridae. Gene Ontology annotation, cellular component: nucleus; transcription regulator complex. Gene Ontology annotation, molecular function: LIM domain binding. The coding region runs from base 531 to 1658 and encodes 375 amino acids. The record is from RefSeq and is a predicted model, not a curated record. Gene Ontology annotation, biological process: negative regulation of transcription by RNA polymerase II; positive regulation of transcription by RNA polymerase II; nervous system development.
GUAGGCGGCAUGCCACCGGCAUCUCUGCGCCUUUGGCUGUAAUGUAAGCCGCCCGUCCCGCUGGGUUAGUGUGGAAGGGCUGGCGGCCGUCUCCUGUCUCCGGAACACGGGGGAGGGUAGGGGCUCCGAGCGACUGGUGAGAGAGAGGGGAGCAGGGAGCUGGAGCGGCUUUCAGAGUGAGGGGAGCCACUGAGAGCAGCAGGGACAGGAGGAGGGCCUACCGCCAUUGUUCAUGUCUGUCCGGGAACAAAGAGCUGGCCGAGCUGCGCACCGCUGUACGCCGUGGCUUCGGGCUGGGAGGACGGACCGCGGACGGCGAGCACGCGUCGGCGUCCCUGCACCUUCAUAAAUAAAUACAUACACAGAAAGUAAAACAGAAGGGAGGUUUCGGGUGGACGCUGCUGGAUCAGGCUAGGCACCGAGCGCCGUAAUCCCGCUUCUCCGCAGGCUGUUCCUCAAAGUCAUUCAAGCUGUACUCCCCAAAGGAGCCCCCGAACGGCACUGCCUUUCCACCCUUUCACCCAGGCAGCAUGCUGGACCGGGAUGUGGGUCCCACCCCAAUGUACCCUCCCGCAUAUCUGGAGCCGGGCUUGGGGAGGCACACGCCUUAUGGCAACCAGACAGACUGCAGGAUGUUUGAGCUCAACAAGAGGCUCCAGAACUGGACAGAGGAAUGUGAUAACCUGUGGUGGGACGCCUUCACGACAGAGUUCUUUGAGGACGAUGCCAUGCUGACCAUCACCUUCUGUUUGGAGGAUGGCCUAAAACGAUACACCAUUGGCAGGACGCUGAUCCCGCGUUAUUUCCGCAGCAUUUUUGAAGGCGGAGCCACUGAGCUCUACUAUGUCCUGAAACACCCCAAGGAGUCAUUUCACAACAGCUUUGUGUCUCUGGACUGUGACCAGUGCACCAUGGUGACACAGAAUGGCAAGCCUAUGUUCACGCAGGUGUGUGUGGAGGGCCGCCUGUACCUGGAGUUCAUGUUUGACGACAUGAUGAGGAUCAAGACGUGGCAUUUCAGCAUCCGCCAGCACAGAGAGAUAGUGCCCCGCAGUGUCCUGGCCAUGCACGCCCAGGAUCCUCAGAUGCUGGACCAGCUGUCUAAAAACAUCACGCGCUGUGGCUUGUCCAACUCCACGCUCAAUUACCUCCGGCUCUGUGUGAUCCUGGAGCCCAUGCAGGAGCUGAUGUCUCGACACAAGACGUACAGCCUGAGCCCCCGGGAUUGUUUGAAGACCUGCCUGUUCCAGAAAUGGCAGAGAAUGGUGGCCCCCCCAGCGGAGCCGGCCAGGCAGCCCCCCAGCAAGCGCAGGAAGCGUAAGAUGUCCGGGGGCAGCACUGUCAGUGGAGGAGGGGCGGCCAACAGCAACAGCGGCGGCAAGAAGAAGAGCCCAGGAGCCGGCUUCCCGCUCUCCAGCCAGGUACCUGACGUGAUGGUGGUGGGGGAGCCCACUCUGAUGGGGGGGGAGUUCGGGGACGAGGACGAGCGUCUGAUCACUCGGCUGGAGAACACGCAGUUUGACGCGGCCAACGGCAUCGACGACGAGGACAGUUUCAACAGCUCCCCCGCGCUGGGUGUCGGCAGCCCCUGGAACAGCAAGAACCCCUCCAGCCAGGAAAGCAAGAGUGACAAGCCCACGUCACAGGCGUCCCAGUAACUGGGAGCGCAGGGCCAUGUAGGGACAGCUCGGCAUAUUCUAUGACCUUCAGAAUCCUACUCGAGAAGUGGUGCUCAACUCCGCCUCCCCCCGCGUUCUGUCCAGUGGUCUCUCCCCAGUCGGCAUCGGGAAGUGUGAUGGGGACACGGGUGGCUUCCCCGCGAAAUGGUCUCGCCUCCAGUGGGUUUCGGAUGUUGAUUCUGGUCAUUAAUAUCUUCUGGCUGCGUGUGAUGAAUUCUUACUGCAGGUUCCUACUGACUCUGGGCACAUAGUAGUUUCGUAUAGAGCGGCCCCCUUCAGGCUGAUCUCAGACCUGUGAUUGGGCCUCUUUUAUGGAGCUGGCUCCCAUCAGGCUGAUCUCAGACCUGAGAUAGGGGCCUCUUGUAUGGAGCUGGCUCCCAUUAGGCUGAUCUCAGACCUGUGAUCGGGUCUCUCAUACGGAGCUGGCUCCCAUCAGCCUGAUCUCAGAGCUGUGGCAGGUUCUUGUUCCAACCCUGAGUGUUUGCUUCCUGUUGUCACCAUGGGGCUGAUGCCUGCCCUCCCCCCCACCUGUUUUCUUAUGCAUUUGAAAGAAUUGUGUGCAACUUUAGGGUACGGACGUUCAGUUUUUAAAAAUCCAAUUAUUUGUUUUGUAGGACCUGGUUGGAACAAAAACCUGUACAGGGGCGGAGCUUGAGGACCGGAGUUGAGCAGCACUGCCUUAAAUGUUAGAAAUUGGCGUGAGCAGUAGCGUGUUCAGGUGCCGGUUCGCUACCUGCCUCCACUCCAUUCCGGACUCGUUACACACGGCGUGCAGGGAAGUGGGUUCAUUCCUUAUGUCUUAUUGCUUUCUUAUUUUUGUAACUCUUUUUAAAAGAAUCCAACAAGCGGACAAAAAAAUACCCCUCUUAAUAUUCUUUGCACUGUUUUGCUGUAUCAUUAAUCUAUUUUCCUAUGAAUUUUUUUUUUUUUCCUUUUUAGUCCCGAUUGUUAAAUCGUGGAACAUUAGCGACUUCUAACUGGAAAAUAAAACUAUAUAAAUAUGUAACUCUUAAUGCGAGGAUUUUGUAUCAUGAUUAUGUUGUUGUUCCUGUUGUUAUUGUUGUUAUCAUUUUGCAGUAGCUUGUCAAUACUCAGAUGUAAAUGUGCCCCCUCCCCCCCCGCCUCCUAGUUGGGAUUUCCUGCUGCUUCAGUUCGGCUCUGGUUUGGACCGGCUGACGUUGCCAUAGCUACGGACAGCCCGGUGUCGGGGUGGGCUGUCUCUCUGGUCUGUGUAGCAGAAUGAUGGCCAGGUAUCGCUACCGUGUUCAUUGGAAUUUUAGUGUGCUGCUCACGGGAGUUUUUCUUACACAGAAAGGUUCUGAGGGCUGAAGGAACAAUGAUUGGUUCAAAGAGAUAUCCAAAUUUAGUUGUAGAAGAGGUGGGUCCAAGCAACUAGAGGAGGCGGGACCAGGACAUCUGAUUGGUUGGUUCCACCUCCUCUAGUAGCUUCUACCCACCUCCUUUACAAUUUAAUUGGUUAUCUCUCUGAACCAGUCAUUGUUCCUUCUGCCCUCAGAACAUUUGUGUGUUAGUAAAACUCCCAUGAGCUGCCUGUAAGUGCACCCUACACACAGCAGCAUAAAUGGCUGCCUAGUUGCCUCCUUCAUGACACUUUCCUGUUAUCCUGUUUGUUUCUUCAGUCUCCUGAGAGCCCCUUACAUUACUUAGGACAUCCUGAUGCUGUGUGUGUAUAUUUAUUGUUUUUUUUAGUACUGUAACUCACUGUGUUUCUGCAUAGAGUGCCGCGGCCCCUCUGUACCACCAGGAAGGCGGCGCAAGGGUGCAGCCCCUGUUCAUGUUGUAUGUUUAACAUCUGUUUAAUCAGCCCUUUACAUGUAUCGUUCUGUAUGUAUCUGGGUUUUCUGUGUCACUGGUUUAGCAAUUUUUCCUUAUUAGGGACCUUGUCUGCUACUUGGCCCAGAGUAUUUUGAAUAUCAUGUCCAUGUAAGCAUCGAUGUACAUUAGCAUUUUUAUUUUUGAGUUUUUGCAAUAAUUAACUCAAGUCUUUGUUCACUUCUUUGUAAGUUAAUUGUAUGCGGGCGGUGCACUGUUCCAUCUGGUGAGUACUGCAGCAGAACACCAGAGGGCACAUAAAACCCAGCCUGCGGAUGCAAAUAUUUAUGGGUCGCUGAAUUCAGAGGAAUAAUCUCACCUGUGUUUGAGACUCUUUUACAGAGUGCUGAGUUUCCCUUUUCCAAAUGUGUAGGUAUUAUUGUACCACAUUUUAAGCUGAAACUGCCCUUUGCUAUAGUCUAUUAUUUUGCUUAGGUUCUGCCAUUGGUAAUUUAUGUAUGGUACCAAUAAAUAUUUCCCUUUUACUACA